AUUAAUUACAUUGGCGUAAAUAUUAGGUCAACAUUUUCACCAAAUAGGCUCUAAGAUGGUUAAUUAGAGGCAUAUCGUGUCUUCACUUUGGUAUAUUUUGUAUAAAAUUUGGUCAUGUGAUUCCAUGAUUGUUUUACAUCGUUAACCGUUAUGUUGUCAAAGUUGAUAGAAUUGGCAACACCUACUUCAUCAUUCAUACGUAAUGAUUUAAUGUUCUAUAUUUGGACGGUAAUACUACAUCAAGAUGCCUGACUUGAUGAAACGAUCGUAUGUCAUCCUGAUUGCAGUGAUUUUAAUGCAAACAUUUAAUCAGUUAUCUAAAAGUGCCAACAGGCAAUUUGUGGACCGUCUUAUUUCUCAAGUUGGAGACGGUGAGGAUGUUACAAGAAUAGCUUUUAUUAUUGCCCAUCCAGAUGAUGAGUCUAUGUUUUUCACUCCACUAUUAGAAUAUAUUGGUUCUUGUCCCAUUAUCAAAAAUAUCCAUCUUGAUUUACUAUGUUUGACGAGAGGUGAUUACAUGGGUCAAGGUGACCGACGUACAAAAGAAAUGAUGGAAAUAUGUAGAAAAUAUAGCAUGAAUUGCAUCAUAGACAAUGAUCCAUCGGUUAAAGAUGGCCCAGAUGAUUGGAACAUUGAAGCAGUAUCGCAUAGGGUGGAAGAUUUCAUUAGAUCAGUUAAUGCUAAAAUGGUUUUUACAUUUGACGAACAUGGCGUUUCUGGUCACCCAAAUCACAAAUCUGUCCAUAAGGCAGUUAAACGGAUGAAAUCACGUUACAAAGAUAUUCGUGUAUGGUGCCUUAGGUCACAUGGGAUACUUGUGAAAUAUUUCCCGCCAUAUGUCAUUGUAAAAUCGUUUUUAAAUCCGCCUAGUAUUAGCAGAUUCUCACCACUAGAUGUUGGACGUAAUAUGGCUAUACAUAAAUCACAACAAAGAUGGUACACCAUUAUGUGGGUACUUUUUUCCUCGUAUAGUUAUACCAACACAUUUGAUAUAAUGGUGGAAUAACUGCGGCGCAGCUAUUGACA
Babesia bovis T2Bo is the source of this 1026-nucleotide messenger RNA. Its product is annotated as putative N-acetylglucosaminylphosphatidylinositol deacetylase. NCBI's taxonomy places the organism in Eukaryota, Apicomplexa, Aconoidasida, Piroplasmida, Babesiidae. Gene Ontology annotation, biological process: GPI anchor biosynthetic process. Gene Ontology annotation, cellular component: endoplasmic reticulum. The record is from RefSeq and is a predicted model, not a curated record. Bases 245 to 1006 code for a protein of 253 amino acids. The transcript is spliced from 2 exons. Gene Ontology annotation, molecular function: N-acetylglucosaminylphosphatidylinositol deacetylase activity.